Messenger RNA from Esox lucius (northern pike), 3108 nucleotides. It is a transcript of the gene ist1, whose product is annotated as IST1 factor associated with ESCRT-III. The record is from RefSeq and is a predicted model, not a curated record. NCBI's taxonomy places the organism in Eukaryota, Metazoa, Chordata, Actinopteri, Esociformes, Esocidae. Gene Ontology annotation, biological process: protein transport. The transcript has 10 exons. The coding region runs from base 144 to 1208 and encodes 354 amino acids.
GUUUUUCCCCUUUUCUUUUUUUUUUUUUAACAUUCACGGAAGGAUACGAAAACAUCCACGGAAGGAUCGCAGUUACGGAACUGAGUCCAAAACAACUCAAUAAGUUAUUGCUAUUUACCUGACGAUCGCGACAGUUGGCCAUCAUGCUUGGCGGCGGAUUCAAGGCAGAGAGACUUCGGGUCAAUCUUCGACUGGUGAUCAAUCGCCUAAAACUCUUGGAGAAAAAGAAAACUGAGCUAGCUCAGAAGGCACGAAAGGAGAUUGCGGACUACCUAUCAUCAGGAAAGGAUGAGCGAGCGAGGAUCCGCGUGGAGCACAUCAUCAGAGAGGACUACCUGGUUGAGGCCAUGGAGAUCCUGGAACUUUACUGUGACCUGCUGCUGGCUCGCUUUGGCCUCAUUCAAUCCAUGAAGGAGCUGGACCCUGGCCUACAGGAGGCUGUAUCCACACUCAUCUGGGCAGCACCCCGUCUACAGUCUGAGGUCAACGAGCUCAAAACUGUGUCUGAUCAGCUGUGUGCUAAAUACAGCAAGGAAUACGGCAAGCUCUGUAGGACAAACCAAAUUGGAACUGUCAAUGAUAGGCUCAUGCACAAACUGAGUGUGGAAGCUCCCCCUAAGAUCCUGGUGGAGCGCUAUCUCAUUGAGAUUGCCAAGAACUACAAUGUCCCCUAUGAGCCAGACGCCAUGGUCAGGCCUGAAGCAUGUCAAGGAGAGGAGGCUGACCUCAUAGACGUGGACUCAGACUUCAAGAAGCCAGGCGGUGGAGGUGGUGGAGGAGGUGGCUUCACCGCUGGAGCCAUGCCCAUGCCCAUGGGCCCCCCGGCGUUCAGCUACCCCACACCAAGAGGACCAGCACCUGGCCCCAUCGGAUUCAACGGGCCCCCAGUUGGCACUUAUGACUCCUUUAAUAACUUCCAGCCCCCUCAGCCUCCAGCAAGAGGAGGGCAACCCCCGGAGCUGCCCAGCUGCCCCCCCACCUAUGAGUCUAUUGAUGAUCUAUGUAUUAAACCUUCUGAUCCAUCCCAGGUCAUCGGCCCCGGACCAUCACCCCAGCACUACGACAACAACGCCCUCCCCGAGCUGCCCUCCGUUCCUGACACGCUCCCCACUUCCUCUUUGGGAGGCAGGGGAAAUACAGCCAGCUCCGAUGACAUCGACUUUGAUGACCUGUCACGGCGCUUUGAGGAGCUGAAAAAGAAGACCUAGUCCUCCAGCAUACCAUCAUGGCCCAGGUGUUGUCACGGUCACCACGGAUAUCAGGAAGUCGUUAAGAUAUGGAUUGGCACUCUCUUUGUCAGUGAAACUCUCGUCACUGUGUGGUCUUUACAGAUGUUAACGUUACCGUAUCUCAUUCGAAACGAAGGCGUGUCACUCUGGUACACUAGCUGAAGGUCAUUCUGAGGUAAAUCUUCAAUACAUUGUACAGUGCAUUGUAAUAUCAACUAGAUCUAAUCAAAACACAGUAUAUAUCAACUUUUUAUGAAGACUUUGGAUAUUGAAUGGCCUUCCUGAUAGUAGCUACGCUAUGUAAUCUGUAAUGGAAUUUCCAAUACAGCAUGGACCUCAGGCUUAUGCCCUGCUUGUCAAAAUUAACCCUUUUACAUUUUGGGACAUUAUGUGGUAGAUAUUAAUAUAGUCUUUAGUAAUAGUGAGACACAGAUUGGUGUAAUACAGGACCGUAAUAGUUUGGCUGGUUUCAUGAGACAGUUUUCAGCUCGUCACUGAAUCGUAUACUAGAAAAACCUGUUUUGUGGCACUCCUUUGUGUCAGGAAGUACCCAGGGCUAGGACAUAUUCAAGGUUGUUGGACCCCGUCCCUGUGGGUCUUCACACUCCAUUUCUCGACCUGGCUCUGAAAUUUUAGUGACGUCAGAAAUCCUUUCUAUAACAUAUCUGUGACUCCACAUUGGGUGAAGAGAGACAGACUUGUGGUUUUGAAUCUGGGAUAUUGAAAUAUGUAUUGUUAGGCUAUUUACUGGAUUGUUAGUUUUCUUUGUUUCACAAAAAGUAGGAAAAUAAUCUUUUUGAUUUGUAUAUUUCUUUUCUCUUAAUAAAUGUAAUUUGUUUUGAAGAGGAUUUUGUUGUACCCCAGACAUGCACUUUCCAUAUUUGUUUAUUAUAACCCAUGCGGAAAUAAUAGUCUUAGGGUUGUAAAUAUUUCCUUUAAAGUUGAAUGGGUUCUUCCCCUUUGAAUGAGCCAGCCUAAUUCAGAUUUCUUUCUCUCAGAACAGCACAAUUUUUAAAAGAAACACAAUUGAUCAAAAUAUAAUAGGAUAAACAAAAAUGUAAUAUAACCCAGUCUUUGUUUAAGACAGGUUUCUAGUGUGAGUCAGUAUGGUUGUGUUCACCCAGGCAGCCUCAUUUGGGUUGGGUUUUUACACUCAUUUGAGCAAUCACAUUGUCUUAUUUCAGAUCUAAUCAGUUUGAUCAAAAGAACAAUUACAGUUUAAGAAAAGAUCCGAUUUGGGCUGGUUGUGUGUAUCCAAUUUACGAUGUUGGUUACGUGCACCUUACUGCAUUCGCCUUAGUUACCAUCUUAUCAGAGGCCUUCCCAUUUUAAGUUUGUCAGUGUGUGACUGUCCUCUCCGACUGUGUGCACAACAUGCAUAUAACCCACGUCAAUUGGUUUUUGUUAAAUUGUUUUUAUAAAAAUAUAAUUGAAAGUUGGUGAUGGAAGGAAUAGUGGGUUGCUGCUCCAGCCUUAUUGUUUUGGUGCAUAGGUGAUGGAUGGAAGUAAGGACUGUCUACUACACCAUCCAAAAUAAGUUUUAGUUUGUACUGUGUGGCCGAGGGUGGUCUAGCGGUCUGAGCUGCUGUCUUCGGUACACACAUACUGCAAGGGUUCGAUUUCAGUCCACUGCUAUUUAAGCACACUCACUCCUUUGUUUUUUUUGUUCUGUAAAUAAAAUCAUAAAAUACCACAAAAUAACUUUGAAAACACUACAGUGACAAGCUCACUGCUUUGCCUUGUGUUCUUACUCUUAUGAUAUUAUGUAGGAUUGUUGGAAGAAUGUUUGAUACUGAUGUUGAUUAGCAAAUAUAAUAGCCUUUUUUGUUUUCUUUUUACCAAAAACAACGGUUAAAUAAAGGAAACACUUCAAAUAUAA